Molecule: messenger RNA, 1011 nt
Organism: Cryphonectria parasitica EP155
Lineage: Eukaryota; Fungi; Ascomycota; Sordariomycetes; Diaporthales; Cryphonectriaceae
Exons: 1
Coding region: 16-651 (211 amino acids)
Molecular function (GO): oxidoreductase activity
Source: RefSeq, a predicted model, not a curated record
AGCAGUCGCGACUGGAUGUGCUCAUGGCUAACGCAGGAAUCAUGGACGUCGCGCCGGGGGCUGACCAAGGACGGCUAUGAGCUGCAGUUUGGCGUCAACUACAUGAGCCACGCGCUGCUCGUGCGCCGGCUGCUGCCGUUGCUGGAGCGCACCGCCACCACACAGCCGAGCGCCGAUGUAAGGAUCAUCGUGUUGACCAGCGCGGCCUUUCGUGCCGGGCCCAUCGCCUUUGACAAGCUCAAGACGGUUCAGAACAACUUCCUCCUCAUGGGUGGCAUCAUGCGCUACGGCCAGAGCAAGCUGGCUGACCUGCUUCUCGCCCGAGAGCUGGCUGAGCGGUACCCGGCCAUUCUGAGCGUGAGUGUGACGCCUGGUAUGGUGGCAACCGGCCUGGUACGCAACCACUCCGCGUUCAAGGUUGGGUUUAGCUGGCUCUCGGCACAGCUGACCCAGGGAGGGUAUAUCAAGACCGAAGAGGGGGCCUACAGCCAGCUGUGGUGUGUCGCCGCGCCCAGGGACAAGAUCGUCCCUGGUGUCUUGUACGAGCCAGUCGGCCUCUUGUCCAAGAUGUCUUCCAAGCACAGCACCGACAAGAAUAUAUCCAAAAAGCUCUGGGAGUGGACUGAUGCUGAGCUGAAGAAGUGGGACUAGGCAGCGUUAACAGUCUGGUCCACCUUACCGGCGCUGAGUGCUUCAAUAUUUACUCGUGUUUCUUUUCAUAUUCAUGUCAGGACGAAGUUUGUCUGAAAUUGUUAGUCGGUUAUAUGGGCUUGUUAUGGUGGUUUCCAUCAUUUAAGGGAAUAUAAUGUAGCGCUAGGUGAUAGGACAGAUUAACUUCUCCCUCAUGAUGCUAUAAUUAGCUUCUCGAACUGCGUGUUCACUUAGCAACCCAUUCAGCCAAGGAUUGCGGAUUCAAAAUGCAGUUCAACUCUCAAGUGAGUCUCCAGAGCUAACGAGCAGUACAAGAAAGUGAAUACAUACGCCACCUAAAAGAAAUGAUCAUCCACAAGU